AUGUAUAAGCAAAUACCAAGAAAAAUGGCUCCCGUUAAUACCAGAAUCUCUAGAUCUAAUGCUAGAAACAGCCUUACCCAGGUUGCAGCUGGUUGUGUAGAGCAACGCCCGGUCACAUCUGCUGUUACCCAAGAACAGCGCAUGGCAGAAAUGUCGAAUCACCUUGAUAACAUGGACAAGUUCUUCCAGCAGUUGCCACGUCUUCUGCUCCAUAAUUUUUCCAAAGGUCUUAAACAGAGACAAAGACUGCAACUCUGGUCUAACGACCACGCUGAGAUUGCCGAGAAUGAGGCAAGACAAAUAUGGAGCGUGGAUGAGCGGGCUGACUAUCCCGAUAGAGCUGCCAUUGUUGCCUACUUGCGGCAGUACUGCCAUCGCCGAGCCAAUACGGCGCCCAAUCAGCGCAUAGAUAAGAACCGGAAAUCAAGAAUCACCAGCCAGAUAAAAGAGGUUGUUACAAAACAGAUUCAUAACCGUCUUCAGGACAUUCACACCAGGUACCGGAAGGUGAUCGACAAGGAGAUGGGUCUCACGAUCAGGGAAAAUUCAAUUGCAUUUUUUGGUGCUAUCCAAAAAGCAGUAAUGUCAGAUGGCAAGUUUAACAAGUUCAUGGGCUUAAUCGAUGAAAGCAUGAGAACUGACAAUGCGGGAAAUGGGGUAGCAACGCCAAGAAUUCUCAGGCUCCAGCGAGGAGAAAAGAAUGUUGCUGUCCCAGGUCGGCUGAUUUUGCCACUGCCUUCAUGGGAAAUUAAACAAUUUUUUUAUACACACACACACGCGUUUUUACACUUGACUGAUACAUAA
This is a messenger RNA of Phycomyces blakesleeanus NRRL 1555(-), 804 nucleotides long. RefSeq lists its product as hypothetical. Bases 1 to 804 code for a protein of 267 amino acids. NCBI's taxonomy places the organism in Eukaryota, Fungi, Mucoromycota, Mucoromycetes, Mucorales, Phycomycetaceae. The record is from RefSeq and is a predicted model, not a curated record. The transcript is spliced from 8 exons.